AUGUCGACGUCGUUGAAGGCGUCUAUUGCCCCUGUACCUUCUGCAAAUGAUUUCUUAGACAUUGUUUUGUCUAAGACUCAGAGAAAAACACCGACUGUGAUUCAUCCGGGGUACAAAAUUACAAGAAUCCGCUCGUUUUACAUGCGGAAAGUUAUGUUCACGAAGGAUGCAUUCACGGAAAAGCUUCAAGCCAUUCUUUCAGAAUUCCCAGUUUUGGAGAAUUUGCACCCUUUCACGUCGUCGCUUUUGAAGUAUGUUGAUUGUGUUGCCAUCUAA
Molecule: messenger RNA, 276 nt
Organism: Malassezia globosa CBS 7966
Lineage: Eukaryota; Fungi; Basidiomycota; Malasseziomycetes; Malasseziales; Malasseziaceae
Exons: 2
Coding region: 1-276 (91 amino acids)
Biological process (GO): ribosomal large subunit biogenesis
Cellular component (GO): nucleolus
Molecular function (GO): RNA binding; GTPase activity
Source: RefSeq, a predicted model, not a curated record